Messenger RNA from Rotaria sp. Silwood1, 2133 nucleotides. Lineage: Eukaryota; Metazoa; Rotifera; Eurotatoria; Philodinida; Philodinidae. The record is from the annotation of a GenBank genome assembly.
AUGAAAUUUUAUGUUCUUUUUAUUCUUUUUUCUUCUUCAAUUUGUUUAACAAUUGAUGAUAAUCAACAAUGUGUAAUUCGAGAUUCUUGUUCAAAUUUAACAUUAAAAUCUCCAUCUGUCAAUGAUGAACUUUUUAUUCAACGUCGAAAUUGUUUUUGUGAUUCUGCUUGUGAAGAAUAUGAUGACUGUUGUCAUCAAUCCAAAUUGUCAAACACAAAUAAUUAUGAAUGCAUUGAUUUUCUUUCACCAACAUUUAAUGAGAGUACUCUUUCAAUUAGUCCAUUAUUUGUAUGGAUGCGUACAAAAUGUUUAUCAAUUUAUAUUGGAUCACGAUCUGAUAUUCAAUGCCGAAAUUUAAAUAAUCAAACAUUUCUAGACAAUCCAAUAUUAUUUAUUCCAGUUACAAGUAUACAAACAAAUAUAACUUAUCGAAAUUACUAUUGUGCAUAUUGUAAUAAUGAUGCAAAUUUAAAUGCACGAUUUUGGGAAUAUAAAUUACAUUGUCAUCGUAACGGAAGUUCUUCUGCUAUUAUGACUUUAAAUAAAGAAGAACAAAUUAAUUAUUAUAUUCAUAAUUUAACACGACAUUGUAGGACAACAAUUAAUUAUCCACGUGCUAGAGGUACUAGUAGUGAACCUUCGGUUUUUAUUCGACCCUGUAAAAAAUCACUUCCAUCCAUAUGUCCUUCUGAAACAUCAGCUGAUUUAGCUCGAAACUGUUCUCAAUCUAGUACUGCCUAUCGUUAUGAUAUCGUUUCAAAUGUUGUUUAUCGUAAUCCUUAUUGUGCAGAAUGUAAUAAUAUAAAUAAUAGUUAUAUAACAUGUACGGACCCAUAUUUACGUUCAAGUACACCUCCAAUGUAUCAUACACGUGCUCCUUCAUUAUCAAUACUAUUUGAUCCAAACCUUCUUGAACGUUAUUUAAAUUAUGAUUCAAACAAUAAUUCAACAAUUCAAAUGAUCUAUUCAUUAAAUUAUAAUUGUUCAAAACCGGAUGAACUUUAUAAUUUUUUUUUAAGAAAAUGUUCUCAAAUAACAAAUUCAAGUAAAGAAAUAAUUAUUUCAAUGAAAUGUCCAAAUUCAAUACAAAUAGCAGAAGAUUAUAUUCGAUAUAAAAAUAGCAGUUUAUAUAUUAUAAAUCAAUCAAUACUUUUAAAUAAAGAUCAAUAUGUAUUUAUUAAUGAUCAUCAAAUUGUUUUUUGUGCUGAUCAAUUGAAACAAAGUCGACCAAUAAUUCCAUCGUAUCGUAAUAUCUUAACAAUUCUUUGUACUUCAAUAUCAUUGGCUUGUCUUGUUAUUUUUGCAAUAGCAUUUUGGUUAAUACCUUCCUUACAUAAUCUUCCUGGUAAAUGUCUUUUAUUUCUUUCCAUUUCAAUAUUUAUUGGUCAAUUACUAUUUAUUUCAACAUCUGUUCUUAUUCAACAUUCUUCUCUUUGUCUUAUUUCAGCUAUUUUAAUUCAUUAUUUUUAUUUAUCAUCUUUUUUUUGGUUAUUAAUUAUAGCAAUACAUAUACAUUCAACAUUUAAUUGUCAAAUAGUUCGACGUGAAAAAAUAAAUAACGAUAAAUAUCGUUUAUUAGCUUAUAAUAUUCUAGUAUGGUGUUCAACUGGAAUUAUUGUGCUUACUGCAUGUCUUAUACAAUUUACAAAUCCUGAAUCAAAAUUUUCACCUAAUUAUGGAUAUUUAUUUUGUACAAUAUCAAAAUCAUUUGCAAUGAUUUCAUUUUUUCUUGUACCAAUCGGUUGUUUACUAUUAAUUAUUGCAAUUUUAUUUAUUAAAACUAUUCUAGCCAUACAUCAUUCACAUAAAAUAGCACAAAUAGCAAGUGCAUCAUCAUCAUCAAAUCAUAGUAAUAAUAAUCAUAUAUUUAUUUAUACUCGUUUAGCAUCACUAAUGGGUUUACAAUGGAUUUUAAUGAUUAUUGCACUUAUUAUUCAACAAAAUUGGUCAUGGACUAUAUUUGAGAUAAUCAAUUCUCUUCCAGGAGUAUUUAUUUGUUUUGGAUUUUUAUUUUCGCAAAAACUUUGGAAUAAUAUUAAACAAAGAAUAAUGACGAAAAUAAUAAUUAGACGACAAUCAUCAAGAAGUAAUACAACAUCAACAACAUUAGUGCAACUACCAUUACAACGAUAA